Molecule: messenger RNA, 676 nt
Organism: Magnolia sinica
Lineage: Eukaryota; Viridiplantae; Streptophyta; Magnoliopsida; Magnoliales; Magnoliaceae
Product: small nuclear ribonucleoprotein SmD1a
Exons: 4
Coding region: 116-460 (114 amino acids)
Biological process (GO): spliceosomal snRNP assembly; RNA processing
Cellular component (GO): catalytic step 2 spliceosome; SMN-Sm protein complex; commitment complex
Molecular function (GO): RNA binding
Source: RefSeq, a predicted model, not a curated record
CGAGCAUUGUAUAAAAGGGUUUAAAGAGGGGUUGGGGCUCCCGCUUUAUAGAGUGGCUCUGGUUGGCAAGCCCUAGUUUCAGUGUCUUCUCUACCUCUCUCUCUCUCUCGCCAAGAUGAAGCUCGUCAGGUUUUUGAUGAAAUUGAAUAAUGAGACGGUAUCGAUUGAGCUCAAGAACGGCACCGUUGUUCAUGGCACCAUCACUGGAGUAGAUAUCAGCAUGAACACGCAUCUUAAGACGGUGAAGCUGACCCUGAAAGGUAAAAAUCCUGUGACCCUUGAUCACCUGAGCGUGAGGGGCAACAACAUCCGAUACUACAUCCUUCCUGACAGUUUGAACCUCGAGACUUUGCUGGUUGAGGAGACACCUAGGGUCAAGCCUAAGAAGCCAACUGCAGGGAGGCCUUUGGGACGUGGUCGGGGCCGUGGGCGCGGGCGUGGCCGUGGCCGAGGGCGCUAGAUCUGUUGCUUUCUUCCCUCUUCUAAUUUUUGCAGCAUCUGUUUGUGUACAAAUAGCUUGCAUCCAAGGAGACAGUUUAGUGGGAUUACUGUUUUGAGGAUAGAAAAGCGGGAUUACUGUUUGUCUUAAUAUAGCCUGAAAGAUUUAUGGAUAUGGCUUAGCUUUGUUUCGUUUUAUGUCUUGAAUGAAGAAGCGCUUAUGCUUGAUUCGGAUCCA